This is a messenger RNA of Penicillium lagena, 1395 nucleotides long. RefSeq lists its product as uncharacterized. The coding region runs from base 1 to 1395 and encodes 464 amino acids. Gene Ontology annotation, biological process: proteasome-mediated ubiquitin-dependent protein catabolic process. NCBI's taxonomy places the organism in Eukaryota, Fungi, Ascomycota, Eurotiomycetes, Eurotiales, Aspergillaceae. The transcript has 4 exons. Gene Ontology annotation, cellular component: nucleus. Gene Ontology annotation, molecular function: ubiquitin protein ligase activity; metal ion binding. The record is from RefSeq and is a predicted model, not a curated record.
AUGGCGGGCAGUGGCUCUGAGCUUGAGGCUUCGGGGCUCGCCACCACUCUACAAGGGCAUGUGGACGAUAUUCGCGCCCUGAUCCAGUGUGGGAUUUGCAUCCGGCCUCUCUACGAACCGUUUACCCUUGCCUGCGGACACACUUUUUGCUACACCUGCCUCUCAUCAUGGUUUUCCGGUGGACGAUCCAAGCGCACAUGCCCGGACUGCCGGGCACCCGUCAAUACACAGCCCGCGCCGGCGUAUCUUGUUCGAGCAAUGGUGCAGAUGUUCACAGGCCGGGCCGAGCUUUUGGACAAAGGGGAGACGACCGCAGAACACUCGAAAAACCAACAAGAUGAGGCCGACAAGCUGGACCAAGACAAAGCAAAUACCCACCCCAGCAGCGGUGGCUUGUUUGGGGGGUUGUUUAAGCCAAAGGCCCCUGCCCUCAAACCAGUUGUUGAUAUUGAAGACGGAGUAAUGCGUUGUCCACACUGCAAUUGGGAACUCGAAGAUGACGAGAUCUGUGGCGGCUGCGGAUGGUACUAUCGACCCGACUCGGAUCAAAUGACCGACUACUCCGAUGACUACAGCGACGGGGACUCGAUGGAUGAUCUAGAAGGCUUAGACUCACUGGAUGAUGAGUUUGAGGACGAAGAUGACUUCGGCGAUCACCCAUUUCCACAUCUUCCGUUCUUUGGGCCAGGAGCGGGCCCCCUUCGAAUUAUCCGUGGCGACUCGGCUACGCUUCCUCAUCAUAUUCAUGGUAUGAUCCACCCGGGUGAUAUCCCAUUGGAAUACUUCUACGGCGACGGCGACUCUCUCGCUACCGGUAGGGAUGUCAACGAUUGGACAAGUGAGCAGGACGAGGAAGAUGACAUGGGCUCCUUCAUCGAUGACGAUGAGCAUGGGACUUCUAGUCAGGCUGACAACUACGACUCAGACCCAUCCACGGUGGUGGGUGAGCCUCGUGCUUCAAGUCAGAAUCCUGGACAUUUGCGAGCGUACACAAUUGAUGCGGUUUUGACGGAUGAUUCGGAAGACGACGAUUAUGAGAGCGAAAUCGACCCCGACUCUCAGACACGACGAGAAGGGUCAUUCACACCGGUAUCCAGCAGCAGUCCUGUCAAUCCUGUCUAUUAUGAAACAAGAUCUUCACUGGGUCAAUCGGAAGCCGGCACGACGGAUGUUUCUCGUCUGGACGAAGAACCCGUGGGUUCAUCAGAGGAUGAUGACGAAAGCGACUCGGAUGCUUCCAGCUCGCCUCCUCCAAGGCGCAUGCAGCGAUCCGGAGAUACUGGAACCUCUGCACGCAAUGCGAUUGCCAUUGACGAUUCCGACGACGAGGAUGACCAGCCCGUCGGCCCUGUGAGAAGAGCGCAGCGGCGCCGGCCCAGGUACUCUCCAUACUAA